GAAAACCAACGGAUGGGAUUUAUCUCUUCCUUCCAAGAAAUUUCCACUUGACAAGUGGAUACUUUUAGUAAUGACAUGUUGUAUAUUUGCCUCCUUCCAUCCGAUAACACAUUGAUUCAAUACACAGUCCGAUACAAUCUUUGAUUAUGUCAUUUCUUGAAGGGAAAUAUUGAGCUAUUAUUUCGUAAGAUAAACACACAACUGUUGCAAAAGCCCGAGGCAGGUACAACGGUACUGUUUUGAAAGUAAAUAAUUGUCUUAUUUUUAGCUGCGAAAAUUCUGAUACCUAUGUCUAUAUGAUGUUGUACUUUAUCCAACGUUAUUAAGCAAUGUCUGCUCCUUGUUCGAUUAUAGAUUCGGUAGAAGGAUUAAUGGUUAAUUAUAGUACAAAUGAACAGCAUAACAGAAUUUAGAAUACGCCCAAGAACCAAGGAUGCAAAUUUCUUGUACAUAUAUUUUCACGAGUUUCCUAAUUUUUUUCGCUUUCCUGAAAUUUAUGAAAUAUAUAAAUAUCUAACAAGAGAUAAAAAAGUUUAGAAUGAUACUAUCAGGUACUCAACUAGCACAAUGAACAAACUGAGCAUCUUUGAAUCAGAUUCUAAAACGCUUGUUCUGUUCACUAAUGAACUGAUUGAACUAAAAGAACUAACAGACAACGACAAGAAAAUGAAUACCCCUCCUAAUAGUGUCCAUAAGGUACAGAGCACAAGAGACGGAUCCAGAGCUUGGUCAAUGUCUUGUAUAUUAAGUACUGUGCUUAUAGUGAGUGGUUGUGUCUUCUUUUGUGGCUACAGUGGCCAAGGUGGGUUUUCGGUUAAUCUCAAUUUGGCGUGUUUGAGGGACAAUUAUCAGGACAUAUUAACUAGUCAACGAAAUUUGGCUGAUCCAUUCAACACAUUCCACUCACAGUUUCAAUCCAUUCUGUCGGCAUAUGACGAGAAUUGUACUUCUUCCAAGCUUAAUAUUAGAUGUAACAUUAAUUGCCAUGUCGAAGGCAUAACUGCCUGGAAUCGCUCUGCCAGGAAGAAGAUAAACUUAUCCAAAAUGUUAUUCCCAGUUCCAGAGCUUUACCAAUGGUGCCGUCCACAAACAUUUUUGAAUUUUCAGGCCCGUCUGGUUGUUUGCCAUCUUGAAGAUAUCGACGAUGAGUUAAGUGGUGUUCUUUUUCUCCUCAAAAUAUAUGUCCUGGGAUUAUUUGGUAUUUUGACCAUUUUUAAUAUUAUUAGAGCAGCAAAAAUAACCAGUAGAUAUAUCUCUGGAAAACUAAAGAAGGAAUAUGACUUGGACUUAUAUUUGGUCCCUUGCCUCAAUGUUAUUGGUGUCAUAGUAGCGAUGAUAGAUAUAUGUGUAAGUGAAAAUAAAUUUAGAGAAAUGCAUGAUCAAAUUGCAGGACAAUUAAUUAAUGGUAGUAUUGGUACUACAAUUGUGAAGAGCCAAGUUUGGUAUUGGGGGUACAUUGGUUCGUUUUGCGGUACGAUUAUUACGCUGAUAAUUCUGGCUAUACUUUGUCGUAGAUGGAAGACGAAAACUAACUUUAAGUAGUAUAGGUUUCUUCCAAUUGUUUUGUGUUUCAACUAACCAUCUCUUAUAUAUUAUGUGUGUGUGUGUGUAUUUUUUUU
Molecule: messenger RNA, 1619 nt
Organism: Spathaspora passalidarum NRRL Y-27907
Lineage: Eukaryota; Fungi; Ascomycota; Pichiomycetes; Serinales; Debaryomycetaceae
Exons: 1
Source: RefSeq, a predicted model, not a curated record